CGUGUAUCCGGUCCGCUGUAUGUGAAAGCCCGCAGUCCCUCCGCCAUCUUUACUGUCGCCCCAGUCUCGUAGAGCAGAGAAUAGGGAGGGGACCCGAGAUUGGUCACGCACAGACCGCGCGGGCCUGACAGGACCUGGCGCUACCGCUGUGACCAUGACACCCAGAGCUGCCCGGGGAACAGCCUGCCAGUGACCAGCAUCUGCCCGCACCCCCCCCCCCUCCUCUUCACCACCGUUAUCUCCCAUCGACCGCUCAGUCAUGUCGUCCGCUCGCUUCGAAUCUUCGGACCGCUCGAGCUGGUACUUCGGACCUGUUUCCCGGCACGAGGCUCAGUCCCGGCUGCAGGGCCAGCGGCACGGAGUCUUCCUGGUCCGAGACUCGUCCACCUGUCCCGGGGAUCACGUGCUGUCCGUCUCCGAGAACUCCCGGGUCUCCCACUACAUCAUCAAUUCCCUGCCCGGCCGCCGCUUCAAGAUCGGGGACCAGGAGUUCGACAACCUUCCCGCCCUGCUCGACUUCUACAAGAUCCAUUACCUGGACACCACCACCCUCAUCGAGCCGGCCCUCAGGUACCCAAGCCCACCUGUCAGUGCAGGAUUAGCACCCAAUGUUGUAGCAUCCGAGGACAACUUAGAAUAUGUACGAACUCUGUAUGACUUCCCUGGGAACGAUGCGGAGGACCUUCCUUUUAAAAAGGGAGAAAUUUUAAUAAUUGUAGAAAAACCAGAGGAACAAUGGUGGAGUGCUCGGAACAAAGACGGUCGUGCUGGUAUGAUCCCUGUACCCUACGUCGACAAGAUAUCCCGUGUAGCAGUUCAUGGUAAAAUGGGGAACAGGAAUUCAAACAGUUACGGUAUUCCAGAACCUGCACAUGCCUAUGCUCAGCCGCAGACUCCCAGCCCGCUGCCUACCUCUGGGAACCCUCCUCCUAUCACUCCAUUGCCAUCUACCCAGAAUGGACCUGUCUAUGCUAAAGCUAUUCAGAAAAGAGUGCCAUGUGCUUAUGAUAAAACUGCUCUUGCGUUAGAGGUGGGCGACGUGGUGAAAGUGACUCGGAUGAAUAUAAAUGGCCAAUGGGAAGGAGAAGUGAAUGGUCGAAAAGGGCUUUUCCCCUUUACACAUGUGAAAAUUAUUGACCCUCAGAAUCCGGAUGAUAAUGAGUGACUUGUGUUUCUCCUCUGAGCUCUGCCUAAAGAACUGUCCUUCUUCCAGAUCCUCUGAAGCUUUCUUGGCAUAUCCAGAUCUUUCAGCCGCCUGGUUAUUUGACACUUCUGAAAAUAACACACUCCAAAGUUCACCUACUGACGCAUGUAACAUAGCUGUGUUUGUCUAUAAUGCAGAGCUACGGCUUCCCACGUGUUCAAGGGCCCGAACAAGCUUACUUAGAAAUGCUGUGCUGCCAGCCGCUAAUCCUGUGUCGCUGUGGAGAACAAUGCCUGGUGGAAUUCUGAUCAUUCUUUUAUUUUUUAACAAAUCCAAAUCAUGCCUAAAGGCUUGCAGGGACAUUGGAUCUUUGACUAUACACAUCGCUACAACCUAACAGAGUGCUGUGAUAAGCUGCCCCGUGUUGUGCUCAAAUCCUUCAUUCUUAUGGGGACACCUCAAGAUUGUGUUCGUGGGUGAAUUUGAGGCCUUUAUUUAUACAGUUAAUUGUUCUAGACAGGAAUUGAGAACAUGUCCACUUCCUCUUCUGAUGCGGAGUUCUGUCACUGUAGUGAAAGAUGUCAUCUGCUUGUCCUUCUAGUAAGGAAUGGAUAUUUGAUGCCGCAGUGUACUAUCUGUAUUUCUAUUUCUCUCUCUUCCUCUUAGUGAGUGCCAUUAUGGAAUCGUCCUGUCGGGUGUUUAGCAAAUAGAUCUCCUGGAAAAGCUUAGUGAUAUUUUUAUUUUUUUUUCCUUGUAGAAAAAAGCAAAAUAUUCCAGACUUGAGUGCUGCUUCUGUAUUGUUGCAGAAUGCUAGUAAUAUGUCGGAACAUCUUUCAAACCUCAAACUCAGUCCUAGUUUUAUUUUCUUUGAUUCAAACUUUGAUGAUCCUUUGGGAUUUUUGUUUUUCCAUCUGUCCUAUUCUACCGCAGCUUCUAAGCACAAAGGGAGGAAGCGGAUCCUCAUACAAUGAGUGUAGCUCCUUCUUACUUUUCCCCUUUUUUCCUGGAACAGUGCAAAAAGCAUAUACAAUAGAAAAGCCCAACUGCUGUUUACGGCCUAUGUACCUUCUAUGCAGUGAGCUUUGGUAUGCCCAUGAUCUUCAAAUAGCUGUUCCCACUUCUCACAUUCUGCCAUUUUUUAAAAUUUGCUUUCCCCUUUUGAUUGAUUUGCUGGAUCUGGACCUUUCAGCCGCAAAGUACGUGAAUUGCUGCCCUGAAUUUUAAUUUUACUGUCCACUUGGUUGUUUGAGUACAACAAAAGUUGAAAGGGAAUUUGUCACUUGGGACGCCAUCCCAUUUUAUUUUUGCAAAGGGAGGGAAAAGUGCAUUUGUGCCAUUUUUUUUGUUUUGCUUGUAAAUUGUAAUUUUAUAUUGUAUUUACCUGGGGUCAGGGGAAAUUAUGUUUUGAAAUUCAGUGUAAUUAACAUUUUUAACUGUUUCAGACCAUUGAUUUUUCUGCUCAUAAGCCACACCUUUUGAUUUCUGCUCAAUGUUUUCUCUGUAAUUUUAUUUUUUUC
Molecule: messenger RNA, 2661 nt
Organism: Rana temporaria (common frog)
Lineage: Eukaryota; Metazoa; Chordata; Amphibia; Anura; Ranidae
Gene: CRKL
Product: CRK like proto-oncogene, adaptor protein
Exons: 3
Coding region: 260-1165 (301 amino acids)
Biological process (GO): positive regulation of ERK1 and ERK2 cascade
Molecular function (GO): protein binding
Source: RefSeq, a predicted model, not a curated record